CCGUCUGCGUCACGUGUUGGCCCGCCGCGUUCGUCUGGGGGAGUGGCUCUGCCAGCGCUGGGACCGGAAGGGAGGCGGCGGUCGCGCCAUUCUUAAAGGGACCAGAGGGGGAGGCGAGAGGCUGCUGACGGCCGGAAGGAAAAUGAGUGAGUCUUUGGUGGUUUGUGACGUUGCUGAGGACUUAGUGGAGAAGCUGAGAAAGUUUCGUUUUCGCAGAGAAACAAACAAUGCUGCCAUUAUAAUGAAGAUUGAUAAGGAUAAACGCCUGGUGGUACUGGAUGAAGAGCUUGAGGGCAUUUCACCUGAUGAACUUAAAGAUGAACUACCUGAACGACAACCUCGAACCUUCAUUGUAUAUAGUUAUAAGUAUCAACAUGAUGAUGGAAGAGUUUCCUAUCCUCUGUGCUUUAUUUUCUCCAGUCCUGUUGGAUGUAAGCCUGAACAACAGAUGAUGUAUGCUGGGAGUAAGAAUAAGCUUGUCCAAACAGCUGAACUAACCAAGGUAUUUGAAAUAAGAAAUACUGAAGACCUAACUGAAGAAUGGUUACGUGAGAAACUUGGAUUUUUCCACUAAUGUGAACUUCUGUGUUUCUAAAGUAUUUAUGUAUUAAACUGACCAUACUGGAACCAGACAUAAAUACUUAUUUAUGCCUAAAAAUGCACUGUUACUUACAGUUUUUUUCCUGCAGUAAAGACAAAUUCUUAAUUUGUUCAAAGUUGAACAAAGAGGAAAUCAUCUUCAUAGUAAUGAAACUUUGUAAAGUGUUUCCUUAUAUUUGUAAUUGUUAGGUGGACUACUUCUUUCCAGGGACUUUUUGCACUCUUGUGACUAAUUUCUAUACCUUUUGGUUCAGAGUUUGUUACUAUUUGCAGACACCAUUGGAAAGUGGGUAUUAGAUUGUGAUAGACAACAGUUGCCUCCUUUUGACAGAUACUGGAUAUUAGCAGUUUAUAUAUGAAAGUAGCAUAUUAUCACUUGUCAAAUUUUUGAAAUUACUUUGGGGUAAAGUACUUGAGUGACCCAAUUUGAGCCAUGAAUAAUAAUUUACUGUGUGUGUAACUUACAUUUUAGUUCAUCAAUUCCAUGCCUUUUUUGAUUUCCUGUAUCUAAUCAAGUCCAGAAAUUUUCUUCAUCAAUUGCUCAUUCUUAAGGUAUGGGAAUUAGAUUUCAUAAUGAAGUUAUGACUGCUAGGUUUUCUUUUUAUGGAAAAUAGCAUCUUAAUUUUAGAAAUGAUGGAUUAUAACUAAAUAAGGGCUUAUUCCUGGUUGUGUCAUUUCUAGAUAAUUUCAAUCUAGGUUAAUAAUACUUUAUUUAUAAAGCUCCUCUUACUAUUGUCCUAUGAACACUAGUUAUUUUAAAUGUGUUGAUACUGUGCCUUUUAUUUGUUAGCUUUAAAGUUAGUUUAAGACUUUUACACUGUCAGUAUUCCAGAUUUGGUGAAAUUAAUACUUUUGUAAAGGGUCCAGUUAAAAAAAUUUUCUAAUGUGUGUAUCUGAAAUUUGUAAUAAAAUCAACUGAAUAGUUUUAAAAUUCCAACUAUCUUGCAUUGGUGAACAUAUGGCAGUUGAGAGUUAUAAUUCUGGCUAUGUUUGUGCUUAGUUUUGUGCCAUAGGGAACAAAAAAUUACUUAAAACCUUGGCCAUAAAUAAUAACAUUAACACAUCAGUAGAAACUGCAUCUUACAUCUUAUCAUCAGAUAUUCUAAAUUAGGCACCUGUCUUGCUAGAGGAAGGCAUUCUUGGCACAGUCCAAGGAUUCCAAUACACUGUGUACUUUAAAAGCAAACAUAAAUAACUGUGUUAACAUUCGUCUAAAGGUCUUGAAAUUAAAGACUAACCAGAUUUGAUGAGUGAAUUCUUAUACUGAGUAGCAAUCAUUUCAAAACUAGCAAAGGCAUUUUUAUGUUGGUUUAUUUUCCACUCAUAUGUUCUUUGCAAUUAUUUUUUUUGAGGUUUCCAUGCCAACUUUAAUAAAGAGAUGAAGAUAGUUGGAAUUUUCCUAAUACUGAAUAGAGCAUUUUCUGUUCCCAACACUGUUUGGCUUCACUAAUCUAGAAAAUAGGGAGCAAUGGGAAAUUAGUAAGAGAUGAGGAAGUGCUAGAGUUGGUAUUUGUUUUGGUAAUGAAUAGGAAGCUUUCUCCAUUCAGAUUGCCACAGAGUGAGAGAACUUUACCCAGGAAAUUUAGGAAUUCUUUAAGCAGCUAUUUUGAUAUUGGAAAAUAAUGCUUAUAACUGCAGAAAUGCAAAUGUAAUCCAAGUGACUGGAGUGUUUUUAAUGUUUUUGAAUGAAGGACAUGAGAUUUUGUUUUACCUGGUUCACAGCAAUAAGAGAAAAUUACUAGUUGCUACAAGAUUGUAUUUUUGAGUGAGAUUCCUUAUUUUGCUUGCAUGUUUUACUUUUUUUUUUAAUUUGAAAGUCCUUCAUAAUGACAUAUAGAGAGUUCUUUGCCCAGGGGCAAAGAAUUGUGUUAAACCGUACUUUUUUGGGCUUGUCUAACUCCUAAUCCUGUAUUUUGUAAGCCAAGAGAUAGAGAGGUUAGCGAUAAGUAGAAUUUUUUUAUCCCUAUGUUUUUUUACCCCUCUACAGGGAGAUUUACAAAUCCUAUACAUGAGUGUUUUCAGAUUUUUAUAUAUAACUUUCUUCUGCAUCUAGUCAAGUUUUGCAUUGUUUUCAACUGUAUUUCUUAUUUGAUCUCUUUUUCUGACUUCUUUCAAGUAAUAACUCCAAAGAUCAUAAUUCCAUUACUUACAUUCCUUAUAUUUCUGGUACAGCCAUUCCCAUUCAACCUUAAAUCAUAAUCUUCCCUUUUUUGACAGCAGCUGUUUUCCUGGGAAUCUCCUUCAUGGUCUCCUGAGUCAGCACUAGUUUUAAAAUCGUUGGCCUUGCAUAAGUUAUACAGUGCAUCUAAUGUGAAAAUAAAUCCAACUAGUAAUCACAGUAUGUUUUUAAUGGUUUUAUGGCAACAUAAAUGACAUAUGAAGACAAUUGUUCUCAGGUUAUUAUGCUGAAAUUCCAAAAUCUCAGAGUUUUCAAUAGUAUUUACUUUGUUUUUGGUAUUGAAGGAAUUAUAUUAGGAAAAAUUUGGUUGGUUGACUGUUUUUGUUUAAUUGACUUCUAAAAUAAAGGUACAAAUUGCCUAUUUCUAAAAAGUUUACUAAAUGCCUCAUGAAGUCAAAUACAUUUUUGUUUAAGAGGAUAGUGUUAAAUUUUUUAUUGUCACUGCUAAAUAAUCUUUGUAGCAAAAUGUCUGUCAGCACUUUUUUCUCCCUUUUUACCUCCUGUUUUCAGGAGUCAAGCGUAGCCAUAACUAUCCUCAUCCAACACUUGAACUAAAAUUUCCAGUUACAGGAGUUUAUUGCCAAAUUACAUUUGGCUGUCUGUAUUCCCUACCCAGAUACGUAAUAAUGAGGAGUAUAUAAAAUAACGUUUGGACUGCUUUUAAAACCCAAUGUCAUUAUUCCAUAAUGUGGACUAGUGAUGAGUAGAUAUUUUCAUAAGAAGGUAAAUGCUGAUAUUUGGUGGAAGUAGAGAGUAACUCGUAUUCUAUCAAUUCAGAUAUUCAUAGUAUGGUUGCUGUCCCUACUUGUUCUGAUAAUACUGGAAUCUACAGAAUGUGAGCCUUUAAAAUUUAUGUGAAGAAGCAUCUCAUACAUUUCUGGACAAAUCUUACUUUGUAUUUCUGGAAUAUUAUAAAUCUCCUAGGCUACUUAAUACCAGUGGUCCCACGUUGAAUAUUCUUGAGAAAUUGGGUUCCUAUUAUGCCAUUUAACAUUUUAAAUCAGUGAUCAUGUUCCUGUAAUAUUUAAAGUUCCAUUAUGGUUGUGAUAGAAGCUGUUUUCUUGCUUUUUUGAAUGUAAUUCAUCCACAUAUAUAAUUACUUGAAUGUUGUUUGGCAUCAAUAACAUGCCAAGACAGUUCCCAUUGAUUUAGAAGGUCCAAAAUUAUCUCAUACAGGAGGCUUGAAACAUUAAUGGUUUAGUCUUGUGAAUAUUAACAGUUCCCUGUCAUCAUUUAACAAGAUCAGCAACUGGCACAACUUCCCAAGCUGUGGUUUCAGUCUCUGCUAGUUCAUAUUGCAUGUUUAUUUUGGACAGUCUUCUGUUAAGCAUGGUGCUUGUAUUGGUUUAAAUAAAAUGUUAACAUGAAAGGAC
Molecule: messenger RNA, 4152 nt
Organism: Condylura cristata (star-nosed mole)
Lineage: Eukaryota; Metazoa; Chordata; Mammalia; Eulipotyphla; Talpidae
Gene: GMFB
Product: glia maturation factor, beta
Exons: 7
Coding region: 143-574 (143 amino acids)
Biological process (GO): negative regulation of Arp2/3 complex-mediated actin nucleation; actin filament debranching
Cellular component (GO): actin cortical patch
Molecular function (GO): Arp2/3 complex binding; actin binding
Source: RefSeq, a predicted model, not a curated record